UUUUUUCCCGCACUUAUUUCAAUAUCUUUGACAUUUGACGUUUAGAAAACAGCUCCGGACCUGGGUAAUUACUGUUCCAAAUUGAUGACGUAUAAAGGGCUAAUUGGUGACGUCACGGAUCUCAAGCGGUUAUAACUAUAACCGCUUGGACGUGUUUGGUUAAAACCAUUUAGGAACGGUAAUUACCGAUAGACCGCUUGGCGGUUAUUGUCAACUGUCAAAAUCGGCACUUCAUAAAACAUUUUUAACAGAAACUCAUUGAAAUAAUGAUAAACGCGACAAACCCAGGUCCUGACUUACCGCAAGAACAUGUCCAAGCCAAAAACAUCGUAAUAAUUCACCCCGGAUCUUUAAAUUUACGUAUCGGCAGAGCAUCAGAUAUUAACCCUGUAACGAUUUUACAUGCAAUAGCCAGAAAACGCAAGCCUGGAGGCCAAGUAUAUUCAGAUUCUUUCUUGCCUGAGAGAGCAGACAUAAGCCAGAACCGAGAGUUUGAUGAGGCUCGGCUAGCGAUUUCACAUACUUUGCAGUCAUGUUUACAGUCAGAUGGUAGGAGAAGGUAUGCGACACCGCCACAGCAAAUAGCUGCCUUCAAUAGACGAGUGCAGCCUGAAAUUAUUGGUGAUAGCGGAGGAGAUUGGGUAAAAGUUGAAGGUGAAACCGUAAUUGGAAAUGAUAUUUUUCGCUUGAGCCCCUUAGAAGCAUAUAAUAUCCAUUUCCCUUAUAAACGAGGUGAUUUUAAUGUUCACUCAAGUCCUGGCGGCUCGAUAACCAGUAUAUUGGCAGACUUAGAAGCAAUUUGGUCCCAUAUUAUGGAAACCCAUUUACAAAUCAACUUAAAAGAACUGAAAACUUAUAAGGCUGUACUUAUAGUUCCAGAUGUGUAUAAUAGGACUUACUUAAGAGAGCUAAUGUAUUUGCUCCUUGGGACAAUGGGGUUUGGUAGUUGUUUCUUAGUGCAGGAUCAUGUGUCUGCAACUUUUGGUUCAGGAUUGAGCUAUGCAUGUGUCAUAGAUGUGGGAGAUCAGAAAACAUCAGUUUCUUGUGUGGAAGAUGGAAUUUGUCAUCCAAACACUAGAGUAAGACUGGAGUAUGGUGGAGGUGAUAUCACACAGAUAUUCUACUGGCUUUUGCAAAAAUGUGCAUUUCCUUAUAAGGAAUGUGAUGAUCAGAACAAGUUGGAUUCAAUGUUGCUUAGAAAACUCAAAGAGGAACUCUGCCACGUAAACUUAGACAUCUGUGGCUCCCAAGAAAAAUCCUUCACCUUAAAGCAACCGCAGAAGCCGAUAUGCCACUACACCAUUCAAGUGGGAGACGAGUGCAUUAUAGCCCCUUUAAGCAUGUUUAAUCCGGAACUAUUCGGCAUUACUGGUCCCAAAUCGAUUCAUACACAAAAAAUAUCCACCGGUGAUCCGGAAGAUCCGCAUGACGAAAUUUAUUUGAGAGAUAUUAGGAAAAAAGGUAUGAAAGAAGAAUCCUCAUCAAUUGACAUGAAUGAGUCUUACCUGGAGAGCCAACAGGUAGGCAACGAGGAUGAUAUAGUGGUGGACGCUAUGGAUCCGGUUAUCACACAAUCUGUGAAGGAGUUUGUUAUAAAUCCCGGACAGAUAUUGGGGCUGGAUCAGGCUGUAUUGCAAAGUAUCGAUAGAUGCCCCAGUGAAGACCUAAAACGUAAAAUGUACGGCUGCGUCCUAGUGGUCGGUGGCGGCAUGAAAUUCUCUGGAAUUGGUACUUGGCUCCAAAACAGAAUCUCGCUCCAGAUUCCGUACCUAUAUAGGGCAGAGCAGCUGGACAUAAUAACCAAUCCGAGAGAUAUGGAUUCCGCUAUGGUCGCGUGGAAGGGGGCAGCCAUAAUGUCCUGUUUGGAAACCGCUCAAGAGUUAUGGAUCGAAUCUUCCGAGUGGGAGAAGUAUGGGGUACGGGUGCUGAGAGAAAGAGCUCCGUUUACGUGGUGAUUUUAGUAGUUAUAAAAGUAAUUUUAUAGUUGGCGUCAAUGAUAAUGUAUUUUUCUUACGACCGUUUAAUAAUAGGGUUAUUAUUCAGGUAUUUUGAAUAGAUAAUAAUACCUAUUACUUACCCCGAGAGUAAUUUACUAAUGUAAUAAUUCUUUACUCGUUGGUUAUAAUGGGAAUUUUGUAUUUUAUUUUUAAAAAACUACACAGAAAGCCAAAUAAAAAUAUUUUAAUUUC
This is a messenger RNA of Anthonomus grandis grandis, 2189 nucleotides long. RefSeq names its product actin-related protein 8 (gene Arp8). The transcript has 8 exons. Bases 267 to 1955 code for a protein of 562 amino acids. Gene Ontology annotation, biological process: regulation of DNA-templated transcription; double-strand break repair. Lineage: Eukaryota; Metazoa; Arthropoda; Insecta; Coleoptera; Curculionidae. Gene Ontology annotation, cellular component: Ino80 complex. The record is from RefSeq and is a predicted model, not a curated record.